CCACCAGUCCUCUCCACGUUGUUGAGCUCGCAAGAACAUACAUUUUCCACUUGGCUGCAAUGUCGGCUUAAUUUGGUCGAAAAAUGUUUUCGUUGCCGCUAAUAUUUAACUUCAUUCUGGUGGUGAUACUAAUCUGCGCGGUCCGAUUACCGUUCUUGCUCGUGCAUGGUGAACCCUCCUCCGAGGAUGCCUCCGAACUGUCCCAGCUGAAAGAAGUGUUCUACAAAAAUCUGCUGGCGGACUUUCGCGCCGAAGGCCUCGAUGGGAGCGCAGAACUUUCUCCGGAAGAGGAGGCCCGCAUGGAUCAACGAAUCCGCGGGUUUGUACGAUCUACAGGCGUUGGUGAAUCUGGAACAACCGACCGGGUGAAGCGAGAGUCGAAAAAUGUGGACGAGCAGCUGAUCGAGGCGGAUACCGCUGGAGGCGAACGCCGCUUCCUCAAGGGCUUCCACGAGCGUGGCUACGUUCCGGUCAACUUCCCUCUGGACAUCUGCCUGCUGAAAGUCGGUACGAAAGUGUUUGCCGCAUCGCUACACAUCCGCAAAUCGAAGGAAAGCUACUCCAACCACACCGUCGUGUCGUUCUACGUGCGGGAGGAAGGCCAGUUUCAAAAGUUCAAAGAGUACACCGCGAUCUUGGCCCGGAAUAUGGACUGCAUCUCGAACGCCUCGCUGGGCUUCGUGGCUAUUGUGAACUAUUACGACAACGCUCGCAACCAGGAUUCGCCGCUGAACCAUCGAGGGAUCGACGACGGGUCGCCGAUCUUCCAGAUUCAGGAGAACGGAACGACGGAGAUCGUGCAGAAGUUUAGCCAAUCGAACCAGAACACGGUGCACAUGUGGACGCACGGCAAUCACAUCUACCUGACGCACACGUACACGAACCUGGACGAGAGCGUGGCGAACGUGUGCCCGCUGUACCGGUGGUCCGGGUAUCACUUUGACGCGAUCGACGAACUGCCGUGUUACAACUCGAUACACAUCGAACCGUUCAUGAUCGCGGAGACGCUUUUUAUCGCGAUCGCCAACCAGAUGAACGACGAAGCGGUGGACGAGGACACGUUCUCGGACGUGUUCAAGUUUGACUACGAGCGGCAAAAGUUUGACUUUCACCAGAAGAUUUACGUGUAUUCGGUUUCGGACAUUGCGUACUUCUUCCUCGAUCAGGGCGAUGUGAGGGAGCACUUUUUGGUGACGGGAAACUCGCGAGCCGGGAAGAAGAACCGGAAGAAGCUGGACUACGACCAGCACUCGAUCGUGUACAAGUUCAUCGACGGGUUCUUCGUGCCGUUUCAGAAGUUUGAGCUGCACCGGGUGCAGCAGUUCUUGCCGGUGAUGCGGGAGAACGGGGAGUUUUUGCUGCUGAUUCGUUGCAAAGGGAAACCGCUGCAGAUCUACGAGUACGACGGGUGGAAGUUUGCUCCGUCGAGGAUCGAUUACACGCGGGAAGCGUUCGCCGAGGGAGUUUCGCACAUGCGCGUUUAUCGGCACAUUAUCAACGCCAGUGUGAUCGUGAUCGCGAAUAAGAACCUGUUUGGCAGUACGACGAACAUUUUUACGCCGAUGUAUGGCGUGGAGAAUGAUCUGAAGGAGGUUUACGGGCAGUUUAUCAGCUGGUGCGGGGAAACGACGGAUCGGUUGUCACAGAUGAACCUGGAGGAGAUUUACAACAAGUUGGAAGCGUUGCCGAAGGUGGACGAUGGGACGAUCAAGCUCGACAAGGACGUUGAGGUGAAGCGAUCGACGGUUGAGCACUUGCGGACGAAGGUGUUGCACACGGGUGGGUUCGUGUUUGAUCAGCGGACGUUCGACUACUUGAACAGCGUUCACAACCAGCUGGAGGGGUUGAAGCAAAAGGUGGAGAAGCUUAAAGCGAUCAUCGAUGACAGCUUGGGAUUGAACGAGACGCUGGAGGUGCGCGGGGAUUUGAAGGUACCGCAGGUGAUCGCGACCGGUGCACUUGUCAAGGACCUGAACGCUCGCAAUAUCAACGACGAGAGGCAACCACCGGUGAACGGAACGGAGGAGGAUGAAAUAAUAAAUGUCGAUCGACUGAUCGUAGAUGAUCGAUUGUCUGUUAAGUUCUUGAAUGGGUACGCUAGCGAGACACUGCUGCGUACCAAUGGUGAUCCUCGAUUGCUCAAAGAUGUAGAUUUGUACGUAAGCGAGGUGGAAGUGAGAGGUGAUUUGUUCGUAAAUAACCUGAUCGACGGCAUUCGCUUCACGCCGGAUAACGUGCUGAUAAACGGUGCAGAUCAGACGUUCUCCGCCAAAACCAUGUACGUGGAUCACUUGGUGGUGAAGAAUUUGGUGACGCCCAAGCUGAACAACACCGACGUGGAUCAGGUUACGGCGCUCAUCGAGCAGGCUUCCAAGUUGCGCUCGCGAUCGCGUGCCGCCCAGCAGGAUUAUCCGUCGCGACUGCGGGAGAUUCGCGUGAAGAACUUGACCUUGACGGGUUUGACGAACGAUGUGGACAUGGCGUACAUCGAUCAGUACGCGCUCAAGACGGUUGGCGAUCAGGUGAUUACGGCACCGUUCAACUUUGACAACAUUGUCGUGGACAAUGUGACGGCGCCGAACAAUCGACUGUCGGGGAUCGAUUUGAACUUUUUGGUGCUAACGGAGCCGACCAGCGAGUACCCGGACUUUAAGGUGCGCCAGGACGUGCAGUUUCUGAAGCCGGUUCAGAUGGACAACGUUCAGCUGUACGAUCGCAUCAACCACAUUCCGGUGAUCGACGAUGAGCUGCAGGUGCUGCUAAGGGAUUCCAAGGAACCACAGUUGAUCACGGGGACGAAGACUUUCGAUUACGUUGAAUUGUUGGGUCCGAUAUUCCUGCAGGGCAAGAUCAACAGCAGCAGCUUGAGCAAGCUCAAUCCAGUUACUACGAUCAACCAGGACGUCUACCUGGAGGGAGACUUUGAAAUAACCGGCGACGUAACGAUCGAGCGUCUGCUCAACACGUCAAACAUCUUCGGCGCCAGUCGGACGUACAACUUCGUCAACCUCUACGAGCACGGUCUCCCGUUGAACGCGGUUGGGUCCUACCAGAAUUUCACCUUCACGAAGCCGUUGAUAGUGGAGAACGCGUUCACCACCGACUUGAACGGGCUCAACCCGAACGAUUUCAUCCCGAUCAACUCGGACCGGGUGCAGCAGAUAACGGGGAAGAAGACGUUCCGUGGGGAUUUGAAGAUUCGAGGUGGCCACGUGGACGCAGCCAUGAUCAACCAGGUCGAUUUGAGGGUGUUGAAUGAAACGGUGCUGAAACGAACCGGUGAUCAGGUGGUUGAGGGUACAAUCCACUUUAAAGAGGUGGUAGCAAGUCAUGUGGUAGCCCAGGAGACGCUCUUCGAGGGUCGUCCACUGGACACGCUGCUGACUACGGACUCGAAGCAGCAGAUCAAGGCGAAUGUGAGGAUGGAGAACUGUCGGUUGACGGUGAACGGAAACUUGAAUGUUGGUAAUUUGGAAGCGACCAAUUCGACCAUCUUUGGGUACAAUCUGGACUGGAUGUUUAGCGAUACGCUGCAACGUCCGGGCUGUGGUUUGGGUAAUGAGACGGUGCUGGUGACCGGGCCAAAGCGAUUCCAAAAUGUUCAAGUGCGCGAGCUAGUGCUGCUCGAUCAAGCCUCACUCAACGGGGUAGAUCUGAUGGGUCUGCAGAAGAUCAGCGAUCCGCUGGAACAGGACAUAGUCAUUGAGGAGACGUUGAUUUUGAAGCAUCCAAUCACGGUGCGGAACGUGUUCUUCAACGGAUCCAUCAACGGAGUUCGGAGAGAGGAGUUUGGCCGGGCUUGGUUGCUGAACGAGUACAACCAGACCUUUACGGCACCGCAGAUCUUUGAACACGUGAUCGCGGAAAGGACUUACGUGGAUGGGUUCGUCAACGGGGUAAAGUUGGACGAGUUGGCUCAGAACGUGUACUAUCUGGACCAGAACGAGCGAGUUCCGCAUGCGAUUUUCCACGAAGGAGUCGUUUCGUACCAGCCGGUUACCGUUAAUGGUCUGAUAUCUGGACUCAACCUGGCCACCGACGUCCUGCUCGACCAAGCAUCGGAUCCUCAACAGCUCGAGGAGAUAAAAAUCGACGGCAAUCUGCUAGUCUCGGGCGAAAUCCACGUAUCGCACACCCUCAACGGAAUGAACUACGCCAAGUUGCGUGAGUUCACCACCGCCACUGGCAGCACUCCGGACCGUCCUAUGAAUGUGGAAGUGUACGGCAACGCGCACUUUGAAGUUCAACCGGAGAUCGUCACCCUGAACGGGUACAAUCUGGAGCAGCUCCAUCGGGACGUGUGGCUCGCCAACCGGGACGAGGUGCUAACCGGGAAUUAUCGCUUCGAGAAUGCACACUUUGCUAGCUGGGUUCACGCCAAGGGUCCCAUUAACAACCUGAACUUGUCGGAGAUUGCGCAAACUUACCUCAGCGUUUCCAAGGCGCAGAAUGUGACGACUCCACUGAUCUUCAAGGGUCCGGUGCGGUUCCGAAAGGCGACGAGCGCUCGCAGUGUUGAGCUCGGCGGACUGCUAAAGGGAUCGAUUGACUCAAAAGGAAUCGACAUCGUUGACUUUGACAAACACGUGCUGAAGAAAGACGUUCCGCAAACAAUCACCGGCAACUGGACGUUCCACAACGUUGAAGUUCGAGGACCCUUCAAUCUGACCACGCUAAACGGCCUCGAUCUGCGCCGGGACAUUCUCUGGCAGGACGCCACCGAGGUGGUCUUCACCGCUCCGAAGCAGUUCGACAACCUGCAUGUUCACAACAUCAUCUGUCCCGAUCCGUGCCUGAUCCAGGGGGUCGAUAUCAACGAGUGGUUCGCGAAUUCCGUUCGCAAGAGCCGGAAUCAUACGAUCGAGGGUGUGACUACGGUUGAGGCGGCCACGUUCCUGGGGGAUAUUGAAGUGCUUGGACUGGUGAACAAUGUGACCUUUGACCGGGAGCAUCUGCUGUUGAAGUCGGUUCCGCAGACGAUUAAAGGGGAUUUGACGCUGCGGACAAAGUUUCCUGAGUUGAAUUUGAUUUAUCCGUCUUCGAUUGAGGAGUUGGAGGUUGAGACGAUCAACGGAAAGAACUUUGACGAGUUUAUGGCGAACUUGGCCAGGAGAAACCAGGAAACGUUGACGGUUCGGACGCCGGUGACGUUGACGAGAACGUUGCAGGCACAGAAUGUGGACACUGGGAAUAACACCAUCUUCGGUGUUAACAUCAACCAGCUGCUGCGGGAGGUCGAGUACGGUGAUCAGCUGAGCAAGUACGAGUCAAAGUUGCGCAGUUUGGACAUGGUCGGACAGUCGCUGGUGGAGACGCUGCACAGUAAGACGCCUUAUUUGAGUCACUACGAGCGGAUCAAACCGUUGGCGGGACGGUUUCGUGAUGUGAUCACGAUCACGCUGCCGUUGUCACCGAGUCCGAUUGAGCUGCUGGCGGCCCACGUGGACGAUGGUAAUCGCACCGCGGUAGAGUUUUACCGCUGGAACAAAAAGGACGGCCAGUUUCGGGUUGCUAAAGGAUUCCCGCCCAUCACCUCGCCCAACAUGGCCAUCACCAACCUCAAACGGAUAUCCCUUGGCUACGUGCAGCACCUGUUUGUAGAAUUCUACGACCCGUCGCGACGCUCCUACCGCCAAACCAUCCUGGACCUGGAACCGCCAGACCUGGUCCUGCCCAAAAAGACGCCCAAGUUCAUCAGCAUCUACGAGUUCAACAGUACCGUCCCACGGAACGUCGUAUCCCUCCGGCUCCUCGACCUGGACUGCCUGGGCCUCUUUUCACCCAUCAAAGACGGCCUCGAGAUUCACUGUCUCCACCUGGAGAACCUGCUGUACUACAUGCGAUUCCACCAGGCCCUCUCCACGCCAGCCGUCCAGCAAGCUCUCCACCUAGACAACCGCCUAGUCCUGCUUAGUCGGAACGACCUGCUCCAAGUGUGGCGUCCCCAACCCAACUACCAACUCACACUCAACCAGCUGAUCAAAGUCCACGCGCCAAACUCACUCACGGUGGCCAAAUUCGACCACCAACUAUUCAUCGCCGUCAGCUCCGAACCCGACCCGGCCGUCGAGUCCGCCCACCACGGUUCGAUCCAGAUCUGGCGCGAUCAGCGGCCAUCGCACGCCAACGGUACGUUCACCCGCUAUCACACCAUUCUCACGAGCGUCCCCAAGCAGAUUCAGUUCAGCGUGCUGCCCGUCGUUGGGGAGUUGAUGCUGUACACCGUGAAGGACGACCGGUUCCAUCCGGUGGUCAUCUAUCGGUACGAGGGCGUCAGUGGGUUUGCCGAGUAUCUGACGAGCAAUGUGCUGAGGUUGGCAGGGAGGGAUACGAAAAUGGCGCUGGUAAAGUUGGAGGGCAAGCAGCGUGAACUGGUGGCGUUGGUCACGGAGCGGGAUGUAACGUUUAUCGAGGGUGUCGUUAAGGGAAGUGCGUGAUGGGGAUUACUUUUAGUUUGUGUUUUUGUUUGAAGGUGAGAAAUUGUUAUCGUUGAAUUUGUAUCGCGUUGGUUACAAAAAUAUAUCAAUGUUA
This is a messenger RNA of Culex pipiens pallens (northern house mosquito), 6531 nucleotides long. RefSeq lists its product as uncharacterized. Gene Ontology annotation, biological process: signal transduction. The record is from RefSeq and is a predicted model, not a curated record. The transcript has 7 exons. Bases 84 to 6437 code for a protein of 2117 amino acids. Lineage: Eukaryota; Metazoa; Arthropoda; Insecta; Diptera; Culicidae.